AUUAGCAGGUUUCAACGGAGUGAGGUUGGAGAAGUAUUUAUUCACAAAUUUAUUAAGAAGCAAUGUUAAUUAGAGGAGCAAGGGACUUCUCCCUUUGAAGUUUGAAGUGUCUCAAUUGCGAUCAUACAGGGAGGUGCCGCAGAGGUGACCAAAUGUACUCACCAACUUGCCACAAACUUCAAAUUUCGCUCUGGUCACAGCAUACACGCAUCUCCGUAGAAAAAAAAGUCUGUAUGCAUCUGCUUAGACUCAAACAUUCUGGUAGAGUCCCUUUCCUGCGAGACUUCUUUCGUCUGCCUGCUGUCAUAGUAUGCUGCAGUUCAAUUCGCAGAAAUGAAAGCUCCAACAAUCUUCACUUCAAUCAUGCCACCAUCACAACCUCAGAGUGUAGAUCCCAACCCUCCAUUAGUGCCUCAUCCCCUCCACUCAUCGCUCUUAAUUUGAUGUUUGUAGUGGCCUCGCUCUCCACUCCUGGCUUCGGCAUCUCCUACCGAUUCAUGGACCCGAUGCCGCCGUCGUGUUCUCCCGGUCAUUCAUGGAGCUCUUCACAUCCUUCCCCGUCCCUGCAUCUCACGCUUAUUCUCCACUGCUCAGCUCAGAGUUAUGCCGGUUCUCCUCAUCCACAGUUUCAGCAAUGAUCCAGAGUUCGUUUCCACAGUUACUCAAUUGCUUA
This is a messenger RNA of Hyaloscypha bicolor E, 673 nucleotides long. RefSeq lists its product as uncharacterized. The transcript has a single exon. The record is from RefSeq and is a predicted model, not a curated record. Lineage: Eukaryota; Fungi; Ascomycota; Leotiomycetes; Helotiales; Hyaloscyphaceae. Bases 153 to 638 code for a protein of 161 amino acids.